Ilyonectria robusta is the source of this 1127-nucleotide messenger RNA. RefSeq lists its product as uncharacterized. The record is from RefSeq and is a predicted model, not a curated record. Lineage: Eukaryota; Fungi; Ascomycota; Sordariomycetes; Hypocreales; Nectriaceae. The transcript has a single exon. The coding region runs from base 265 to 915 and encodes 216 amino acids.
CCGGACGGUUGCUGGAUCGCAGCGCAAGGUUUAUUUGCGCGGAACUGUGCUGGUAGCUUCCCAAGCUUGCCCCUCUUUUUUUUUUACGCCCGGAUUCAGCGGCGACCGCAAUCCGCAAACUGGGCCGAUGGAGACGACGGGAGACGACUUGCGGGAACGCUUCUUCGGCUGGGGUCAAUCCGCCUGCUCAAUCCACUCGGUCAAUCAGCUCAAGCUCGUGCGCUCGCGUUGAGGAGCCCUUUUUGCUUAUGCGCCUGACGGUCAAUGGGCUGCGCGGCGGGGGGAAGAGGGGGGAUUGCGGGCUGCGCAGAGCUUCCUUGCCGUGGGCGAUUGGUCGGUGAACGAUCUGCAGGUCUAGCAGACGACGGCGAGAGAAGAAGAGGAGGGGGACUGGGACAGCAGAGCGCACGGAUGGGCGUCGAUUCCGCGACACUCUUGCGCCGAGGAAUAGGAAAUGGGUCGGCUGCAGCUCGCGAGCAGCGAGACGGAAGCUUAAUGCGUCGAGACGUCGAGACGCAGGAGUCGAGAAUCAGUGAGGCUUCGACGAGCUUGCGAUGGAAGUGUGCGGGAGAGACAGAGUGGCCGGGUUGCCGUUCGCGCGGGGGAUGUGUUCACGAUGACCAUGACAUGACUUUGGAAUGGAAGGGAGAGCCACGGUGCCAACACGGAAGCUCCCGCGCAUCUCUCUCUUAUCCUCUCCAACCUGAGCCCGUAAGCUGUGGUGGAGCAAGCUCGUGCUGUCGAGUCUCGUGCUGUCGAGUCUCGUGCUGGUACCGAUCUUCCUCUGACCACAGCCAUCUCGUGCUGUGCUGCUCGCAGCGGUCAAUCGGGGAGUGGACUGAGUACCUACCUACUCAGUGGAGGGUGUCGCUUGCUUCUAGGCCCUCCAGUGGCUCCCGUCAGUGGGUUUCUUGAAACAGCGCUGCUCAUAGCGAGCCGUCGGCCUACCAUGAGUCAACCGAAGGAUCGAGUCUCCGUUGUCUGUCCCGCAGUCGUACAGCGGGAUGCACAAAGUUUGCACCCAGUCUAAGUCUGUUAGGGCACGACAUAUCGCCCGUAUAAGGGUUAGGAUAAGAGUUAGAAUAAAGUAUUUAUUAGGAUCUUUAUUUUAUCCAAAAAGAAUGCAG